AUGAAUAAUCAUGUUAUGCAAAUGAGUCUUUCAUCGAGAAAUGGGUAUCAUUUAUUCGUCUAUUGUCUCAACAAGAAGCCAGGUCACCACUAUCAAAUGCCGAAUAAGAACAAUGACUCAAGCUCAGAGAGAGCCAGUAUCGACGAACUGAAGGAGGAAGCAAAAAAAUUGGUGAAGAAGAUUCAAGAUCAUUUUUUGGCCAUAGAAGAGCAUAGGAAAAAGGAUAGAGAGUUAUGGAGGAGCUUGAACAGAAGAUUGGAAUCUCUAGAAGAAGUGAAAUCAGAAAGAGGAAAGCGUCGGAUUAGAAGGAGCAGGAAGAGUAAAGAGGGACAUUGAGGAUAUUAAAGAAAAAGAAGUUGAACGUUGUUCAUAUACAAGUAAAUGCGCUUACUCGUUCAUCGAAU
Messenger RNA from Cylicocyclus nassatus, 404 nucleotides. The record is from the annotation of a GenBank genome assembly. NCBI's taxonomy places the organism in Eukaryota, Metazoa, Nematoda, Chromadorea, Rhabditida, Strongylidae.